Messenger RNA from Arthroderma uncinatum, 1824 nucleotides. RefSeq names its product WD repeat protein. The transcript is spliced from 5 exons. Gene Ontology annotation, cellular component: nucleus. Gene Ontology annotation, molecular function: protein binding. Lineage: Eukaryota; Fungi; Ascomycota; Eurotiomycetes; Onygenales; Arthrodermataceae. The coding region runs from base 1 to 1824 and encodes 607 amino acids. The record is from RefSeq and is a predicted model, not a curated record.
AUGGCCGAGCCUAGUAUACCAUUCGACGGCCCCCGCAGAGCGCCUACGUUUCCACGGCAGCCAGAGGAGCUGCAUAUGCCCUCAGGAAACGCCUCGAUACCGCAGAACGAACCGCGACAGGAUCAGCAUAAUCCCAACUUGCCCUCGUUGCUGAGCAUCCAGCAGCAAUCGGGCUCCCAGCAGCAGCAGCAGCACCAGCAGUUCCCCAACAGCAACGCUGGAAAUAAUGCUCUACCGGGCGCCCUACAGCCUGGUCCUGCUAGCCGCCAGGGACCGUCUUCUACGCUCAACUCUUCCUCCGGGGUGCCCUCGCAGCUAGCGGUGCCGAUGACACCGUCGAAACAGUCGUCCCUCAACCAGCUGCAGUCGUACCCCUCCAGCCCCGGAAUCGACCAGCAACGAUACCACCAACCCAGCAAUAUGAUGUCUCCGCCGUCCGCCGGACAGUCGACCACGCCGUAUUCACCGCUUGGGCUGGCAGACAUACGCCCGCAUAUGGAUCUGGCCAGGGUAGACGACUCGGCCUCCUCGUCGGCCAUGAACAACGGGGAUAUGCAGACGCCAAAAAAUAGCAACUAUCUCGCUCCUUGGGGGCUGUACGCGCUGGAUUGGUGCAAAUGGCCUGCUGCGCCAAAUACCAAUUCUGCGGGGAAGAUUGCCCUCGGGAGCUACCUCGAAGACACCCACAAUUAUAUCCAAAUUCUCCAUGCGCAAACCGCCGAGCGAGACUACAACGACCCGGAUAACGACCCCGGUUUGGAGUUCGUAAAGACCGCGGAAGCAACCCACUCAUACCCAGUUACUCGUAUCCUAUGGGAACCUCCAUCGUCCCAGAAACAGUCGACAGACCUUCUAGCCACCUCUGGCGACCAUCUCCGUCUUUGGUCGUUGCCCUCAAAUCCCAAUCAGAGCCAAUACUACGGUAACAAUUCCAUCAACCGAAUGAGCACCAGUAACAGGAGCCCGCCACCACUACAAAAGCUCUCGCCCCUUGCCCUCCUUUCUAAUUCCAAGACCCCCGAACACACAGCUCCUAUAACAUCGCUAGACUGGAAUGCCGUCUCCCCGAGCUUGAUCAUCACCUCGAGUAUCGAUACUACGUGUACCAUAUGGGAUAUACCCACCCUGACUGCAAAGACGCAACUCAUCGCCCAUGAUAAAGAGGUGUAUGAUGUGCGGUUUUGUGCAAACAGCGUGGAUGUCUUUGUUAGCUGCGGUGCAGACGGAAGUGUGAGAAUGUUUGAUUUGAGAAGUUUGGAACAUAGUACCAUUAUCUAUGAGCCAUCGGAAAAACAUGAAAAGGGGAGUCCAGGAGACCUCUCACCCGGCCAUUCCACCGUAUGGCCUCCACCUCUACAACGUAUUGCAGCAUCGCCACAUGACGCCCAUCUACUGGCAACAUUUGCCCAGGACUCCAAUAUUAUCCGUGUCCUCGACGUCCGACAACCCGGUCAAGCACUACUGGAACUAAAAGGCCAUGCCGCCUCGAUCAACUGCAUGGAGUGGUCUCCAUCUCGUCGCGGGACCAUAGCCACUGGUGCGGACGACUCGCUGGUUCUAAUCUGGGAUCUCAUCAACCAAAAUAACGCAGCUGCGUUGCCAAUCCCUCCGCAGCAGCCACAGCCGCUUCACGCAGGUGGGAAUAGCGGUGGCACCAGUAGUGGUCCGUCGACGCUUGAACGAGGGCCUGCUGCUGCAUGGCGCUGUGAUUACGAGGUGUCGAAUAUCAGUUGGGCACCUCAUAUCCCGGCCACUGGACCAGGGAGGGAUUGGCUCGGGAGUUAUUGCAUUCCCAACCAUGCAUCCAUCCAUCGGCUGGCAUAG